AUGGACGAGGCCGCAAUCGCAGAAGACAAGCGACGAAGGAAUACCGUCGCAUCAGCACGCUUUCGAAUAAAGAAGAAACAUAAGACUCUCGCUCUCGAACGAUCUGUCGUUGAGCUUGAAUCCCGCGCAGACGACCUAGAACGCGAAGCGUCGGAUUUGCGUCGAGAGAAUGGAUGGUUGAAGGAGAUGUUGAUUAUGAAAGGAAGGGGCGCCCGUGCUCAAGCUGCAGCUGCAGCUGCUGAGUUGAAGGAAGCGCAAGAGGAAGAGGAGGAAGAAGAGGAAGAAGAAGAGGAGGAGGAGGGUGGUGAUAAUCUAGAAGAGGAAGGAGAGGCGGAGGAUUCUUCAGAUAAGAAAGGUAAAGGAAAGGCCAGAGGUUCUUAG
Molecule: messenger RNA, 381 nt
Organism: Fomitiporia mediterranea MF3/22
Lineage: Eukaryota; Fungi; Basidiomycota; Agaricomycetes; Hymenochaetales; Hymenochaetaceae
Exons: 2
Coding region: 1-381 (126 amino acids)
Biological process (GO): regulation of transcription by RNA polymerase II
Cellular component (GO): nucleus
Molecular function (GO): RNA polymerase II transcription regulatory region sequence-specific DNA binding; DNA-binding transcription activator activity, RNA polymerase II-specific
Source: RefSeq, a predicted model, not a curated record